Messenger RNA from Oxyura jamaicensis (ruddy duck), 2176 nucleotides. It is a transcript of the gene NCMAP, whose product is annotated as non-compact myelin associated protein. The record is from RefSeq and is a predicted model, not a curated record. Gene Ontology annotation, molecular function: structural constituent of myelin sheath. Gene Ontology annotation, biological process: peripheral nervous system myelin formation; regulation of myelination. Lineage: Eukaryota; Metazoa; Chordata; Aves; Anseriformes; Anatidae. Bases 1072 to 1389 code for a protein of 105 amino acids. Gene Ontology annotation, cellular component: paranode region of axon; Schmidt-Lanterman incisure; plasma membrane. The transcript has 4 exons.
AGAAAAAAGUGUGGUGGCAAUGACUGUGCUGCCUUUAUUGAGAAUCACGGAAAUUGGGAAAUGCAACCAAAACCUAUAGACCUCUUGCAGGGAGAGAUGAUAUGAAGCAUGAAUGGAGAUCACAGAGGAGAAAAGCAGAAAGAAAAAAGCUGCUGGGAUGUCUGAGUCAUUCAGUUUCCCACUGACAUACAUAACCACAUUUCACAACCACCUCCGUGGAGCAACAAACUUAUAGCACAAUGUCAUUCCAGGGCCCCUGCAGUCAUGGUGCUUCCUCAUGGUCAGCCGCAAAGGGCUAGCUACAUGUCAGGCAUCCCCCUACCAAGCUUUGGGGUUUAUGCAGCUGCUUCACGUGCCAGGCUGGGGGAUUGGGCAGAGGAAGGGGGCUCCACCUUUAUCACAUCCUCCUAGAUGGAGAUACUUGGACCAAACACCUAAAUCACCAUGCCUAACAUCAGCAUUUAACCACCCAGCUGUGUGCUUGCAAAGACUGUUUUUUUGGUGGGAUUUUGCAGUGCUCAGGCUGAGGUGGGUGAAAUGAGCCCACAGACCAUUGCAGCAGCAAUGGGAGGACUUGUCCUGCCCAUGCUCUACGGUGCUGCUCCAAAGUGUUAAGGUCUUGUGUGCUGCACAGCUGCUUGGUGCUUCUGCUUGGAGCAGAGUAGAAACCCAAAUAAUUACUUGGAAAGACAGAAUUUCCUACGUCUUAUUAGUCUGUAAUGGAAGCCUCAGAACUCUUGACCUAGCAAAUGUAUUUGCAAAGUAAAUAAAAAAGAGAACCCUUCUGCCAGCAAUCAGGAGCUGUGUUGAUUCAUGUGCUACGGUUUGUGCUGAUAAAUGCAGGGAGCCAGUCUCUGACAUGAAAGGCAGCUUAAGGUGCGAACUUAAUCCAGCCAGCUGUGCAAUCACCGUGUGAGCAGCUGGUGUUUGCUCUGUCCCAUGUGAAUCUCAGUGUAAGGUAAAUCCAGAAGUAGCUGUGUUCAUGUCUCUGAUUCUGUUGGACAUAGUGAGGGGUGCCUGAGGAGCACAUCUGGGUUUGUUCCCGGUGUACAUGCCAUUGGCCCAAUCAAGAUGACGACAGCUGCACCACUGAUCAAUAACACUCAGUUCUCAUUAAAUGUGACCACAAAGUCUCAAGAACAAAGUCUUUAUCAAAGUUCUGGAGCAAUAGUUGCUGCCAUCGUAGUAGGAGUAAUUAUUAUUUUCACAGUGGUUCUGCUCAUAUUGAAAACAUAUAACAGACGCAUGAGAGUGAAGCGGGAGCUGGAACCCAAAAGCACCCAAACAGCAAUGCCACCUGCUUUAGGGCAGAACUGCGACAGUGUUACUCAGCAUCCUGCAGUGACUUUCGUACCUGUGGAUAUCCACAUGCAGAGCAGACAACUGUGAACACGUGUCCUCCUGUGAGAGAAAAGAGCUGGAGUUCUUAUUCACAUGGACCUGGGACUCACAACAAAGCGACACUGCACUGGCAACAGCAAUAGCUGUUAUCUUAUCUUUAGAUUGUAAUUAGCCCUGCCUUCUCUCUUUGGGAGGAGAACUAAAAGAUCUGAACACUUUCUGUAUGAUGAAAAUCAACUGGUGAAGGCACACAGACCAUGAGGAAUGCAAUGAGCCUUCUUACAGAGCUCUGGGUACAGGAAGACAAAAUAAGCCAAGCCUAUUCAUUGGAAGAAAUGGUGCAGACUCAUAUUUUGUGGAGCUUUUGCUUACUCAGAAUUUGAGCUUUUUCUAUUCUGCAAUGACUGAGGAUAAAUGGAAGAAAAAGUUGGACAUUCAAGCUGCAACUCAGGUUGAACCUGGGUUUGUUAAGUUUUAUGUGAAACAGGAUUGUAGUCUAUUUUAUACAUAGUAUGGGAAGUGGCAAAACUGUAAGUAGCAAAAUUGUAUUUAUCUUUAGUUGUCUUUUGUGUGUCUAAUACCACGUGUGUAUGGUUUUAGACAGAAAAGUUACUUUUUUAUUUUCAAGUAUUUUUGAAACAUUUCUAUAAACUUGGUAACUUGUCCGUUUCAAAUGAACUGUAUGUCCAAAGGUUUUCAAUUUCAUGCCAAGAUUGCUGCUCUAGGUUCACUACUGCUGUUGCAUUAGAGUAUUUAGUCUAACAGUCUGAGAAGUUCUUUAAUUGAAAAAAGUAAACAUGAAAAGGCAAUAUAAAGCAAAUGAGGGUUUGUGCAA